AUGUCUCGGAGGCGGCUGGACAGUCGCAGCGGGCUCACCGCCGCCGGGCUCUUGAUCGAAAGUCACACACCGAUCAACGCGGAGCCUCUGGACGCCGUGUUCGAAGUCACCGGGGAGUUGGGAAGGGGCAAAUUUGCAGUGGUGAAACGCUGCAUAGAGAAAGCUACAGGCAAAGUGUUCGCUGCCAAGUUCCUGCGCAAAAGGAGGCGGGGUCGCGACUGCCGGGCCGAGGUUGUCCACGAGAUGGCCGUCCUGGAAACGGCCCGCAACAACCCCAGGGUGGUCAACCUGUACGCCGCUUACGAGACGGACCAUGACAUCGUUCUCGUGCUGGAAUACGCCGCAGGCGGAGAAAUAUUUGAUCACUGUGUGUCUGAUGAGCUCUUGCCCGAAGCUCAAAUCACCCGUCUGAUCAGGCAAACGCUGGAGGGGGUUCACCUCCUCCACCAGCAUAACCUGGUGCACUUGGACCUCAAGCCCCAGAAUAUCCUCCUGACAAGCCUUUCCCCUCCCGGAGACAUAAAGAUUGUAGACUUUGGCCUGGCACGCAGAUUGGGUGCGGUUGGGGAGCUCAGAGAGAUUCUUGGCACACCUGAGUAUGUGGCUCCAGAAAUUCUAAAUUAUGAACCCAUCACCACAUCAACAGAUCUUUGGAGUGUGGGCGUCAUCGCCUACAUGCUGGUGACAGGCGAGUCGCCGUUUGCCGGCGACGACAAGCAGGAGACGUACAUGAACGUGUCACAAGUCAACGUGGACUACAGCCGGGAGGCCUUCUCCAGGGUUUCUGAGCUGGCGGUGGACUUCAUCCGCAAACUGCUGGUCAAAGCACCCGAGGACCGACCCAGCGCUGCAGAGUGCAUCAGCCACCCAUGGCUGUGGCAGCAGUUGCACACGGGCACUGAGCCGGCGUUUGGCCGCGGCGUUCGCGAACGGAGCUGCGGCAACAAGUGGGCGGCGCCCCCGACCGAGGACAAAGAGAACUUCCUGGAGAUGUCACCGCCGCAUUCCCACGCCAAACGCUCCCGCUUGGACGAGGAAGGGCUUCUCGGAGACGGUGACUUGUGA
Messenger RNA from Nerophis lumbriciformis (worm pipefish), 1065 nucleotides. The record is from RefSeq and is a predicted model, not a curated record. Lineage: Eukaryota; Metazoa; Chordata; Actinopteri; Syngnathiformes; Syngnathidae.